CGACACUAGCAUAUGGUCCUCAUUCAAUGUCAACAUUUGAGUCUGCUAAAAUUUUAAUAGAUCAAAAUUGUCCAGUUUACUGAGAUUAUUGUUGAAAUAAAGGAAUGAUUUAAAUUUUCUGAAAACAAGUUAAUAAAUGUUAGGCGAAAUUGACAUUAAUAAUCUUUACUUUUAGGUAUUUUACAAAAAUAAUCCCUACUGGAAGAGUUUUUUCCCGGAAUAAUGCUAAUUAAAUAAACAAUUCCCGAAAUACUGUCGAGUUAAUAAUAAUUCCCAAAAUACUGUUGGAAUUAACCACGGUUAACGAAAACACCACUUGAAGUGGCGGCUCUUGUAUUACUUCAUAAAAGUUGCCACUUCAAGUGGCGGCUCUUCUCCUGUAUCACAAAAGUUGCCACUUCGAGUGGCGGCUCUUCUCCUGUAUCACAAAAGCCGCCACUUCGAGUGGCGGCUCAUUAAUUCGCAGAAAACGCCCCUUCUUCCCAGCCGACGAACACAGACGACAAAACACCUCCUUCCCUCUGCACGAACGACGAACGACGAACAAGGUGCGAACGAUUCCAAUUCCGGCCGGAAUGCCUCCAAACGAAGCUCAAAUCAAACGCAAAAGAGACACGGUGUACCCAAGGUCGUUUGUGCUCCAUUCUACCGCCUUUUAAACGUUUGAAUCGAGGGAAAAGAGACACGGUGUACCCGAGGUCGUUUGUGCUCCAUUCUACCGACUUUCAACUGUUUCAAUCGCGAAUAUGUCUUCAAACUUCUCCAUUGUGUGUCAUUGGGGAGGAAAUAUAACCGAGGAGUCGAACUGAAUUCGUUAUGAAGGGGGGAGUCGGAAGAUAAUCGUUGUUUCCUGUGGGGUGGAUGUGGCUGCGUUAAUGAAUAAAAUUUAUACCGCCACAUCCAUCAAUCGUAUAAACAAGUUGGAUUUGAAAGUUAAAUAUCCCAUUCAUGGUGGGUCAUACAUGUUGAUGCCUCUUGCUGACGACGAAGCCGUUACGGGGAUGUGGACCUUGAUCACGAAUCUUGCUAUGCAUACCAUGUAGAUAUAUGUUGAAGAAAUGACUGUGUUGCUCAUACAACCUGACAACUUGUCAUUAUCUUACCCAUCCACAAGUGUUCCAGUUGUGAUGAAUAUGGUUGCACAAGAGAAUGGAAGAUACGUGAACAGUGAUUCAACGUUUCUGGAUUCACAGCACAUCGACGAUGGUGCAUAUGAAAAUGUGAAUCAUGACACACUAACAGAUUCAGAUGAAGAUGGUGGUGAUCUCGUAAGUGGCAAUGCUCCAUCCAACCACUACACUAAAGUUUAUGAGCUCCCUGCAGGAUUUGAUGAAUCAUGGAGGGGUUGUACAACUUCCAGUCGCUUCUCUGCAGAUGGUAAAUUCGAGGUUGGGCAAGAGUUUGAUGAUAAGAAACAACUGAUUAACAUGGUUAGAAUGUACUUUGUAAAGAGGAAUCGUUUUUUCUCAGUUGUAGAGUCUGACAAACACAAAUGGGUGGCAGAGUGUACAAACACAAAUGAUGAUCAUGUUGACUUAUGAUCUUUGUAUUUAUAUUAUUGUGUGAGAGUUGUAACAUGCACUGGCAAAUAGAAUCAUUUUGUGAA
Cuscuta europaea is the source of this 1606-nucleotide messenger RNA. The record is from the annotation of a GenBank genome assembly. NCBI's taxonomy places the organism in Eukaryota, Viridiplantae, Streptophyta, Magnoliopsida, Solanales, Convolvulaceae.